CCACUGUGGAGGUAAACAUGGCGGCUGUCGGACCUCUAGCAAGAAUGGCCAGGCUGGGCUCCAGCAUCUGCAGGAACCACCGUCUAAUAUCCAACAGAAAAUCACAGAGAAGAGGGAUAGCUUCUUGUAUCGACCCUAGUUAUGGACUCACAGAUGAACAGAAGGAGUUUCAGAAAGUGGCCUUUGACUUUGCAGCCAAUGAAAUGGCUCCACACAUGGCAGAGUGGGACCAGAAGGAAAUCUUUCCAGUGGAGACGAUGCGGAAAGCAGCCCAGUUGGGGUUUGGUGGCAUCUACGUUCAGCCAGAUGUUGGCGGUUCAGGACUUUCUCGGCUUGACACAUCGGUCAUCUUUGAGGCCUUGUCCACAGGAUGUGUGAGCACCACAGCCUACAUCAGUAUACACAACAUGUGUGCCUGGAUGAUAGACACCUUUGGCAAUAAUGAGCAGAGGGAAAAGUUCUGUCCUGACCUCUGUUUGAUGGAAAAGUUUGCAUCCUACUGUCUCACUGAACCAGGCAGCGGCAGUGAUGCUGCUUCACUUCUGACCACUGCACAGCGGAAAGGUGACCUCUACAUUUUAAAUGGCUCUAAGGCCUUCAUCAGUGGAGGAGGAGAUACGGACAUCUAUGUUGUGAUGUGCAGAACAGGAGGUAAAGGACCCAAAGGCAUCUCAUGUUUGGUGGUGGAGAAGGGGACGCCAGGCCUCAGCUUUGGCAAAAAGGAAAAGAAGGUGGGCUGGAACUCUCAGCCGACCAGGGCUGUGAUAUUCGAGGACUGUGCUGUUCCAGUCAUUAACCGGCUUGGUGAGGAAGGACAGGGCUUCGGCAUUGCCAUGAAAGGCCUGAACGGAGGCAGGAUUAAUAUUGCUUCCUGUUCUCUUGGGGCAGCGCAUGCCUGUGUGCAGCUAGCGAGGGAUCAUCUGUUGGUACGCAAGCAAUUUGGAGAGACGCUUUCCAACAACCAGUUUCUUCAGUUCAGACUGGCAGAAAUGGCCACUAAGCUGGUUGCUUCUCGCCUUCUGGUGCGUGAAGCUGCGACGGCGCUGCAGGACGGCCGACCUGAUGCUGUUUCCCUCUGCUCCAUGGCCAAGCUCUUUGUCACAGAUGAGUGCUUUAAUAUCUGCAACCAGGCUCUUCAGAUGCACGGCGGCUACGGUUACCUCAAAGACUACGCAGUGCAGCAGUUUGUUCGGGACAUCAGAGUCCAUCAGAUCCUAGAGGGAACCAACGAGGUGAUGAGGAUGAUCAUCUCCCGAAAUCUGCUGACAGAGUUAUGAUGAAAAUCUUUUCUUUGGAUCUUCACUUGACUGCAUAUUGUGGUCUUCAUAGCUGGUUUGUUACUGUUUGACUGGUCCUGAAUUUCUCUCUGUAUCAUGUUUUUUUCCAAAGGUGGCACAAAUUGUAGAAGAGUUUCGGAUGAACUAGUCAGGAAAACAUAGGUUUUUCUAGUGUAAUAUUAGAUCUGUUUUUUCAUUUUUAGGUACACCGGUGACAAGGCUUUUGGGAUGGGAAUGUUGAAUUAUUGAUCUGCUGGUCCACAGUGAGAUAACUCUGUUGUAGCUGCACAGAUUUCCAAGAAAAAUAUAGAUAACAUUGAUUUGUGGCUCAUACAGGAUGAAUCCAUUCACCAUCACUGGCCUGACCUCUGACCUUUUAUUGAGUAUAGUUGUACUUUAAGAUUAAUGCUAAUGUAGCAUGCUAAACAUUAGCAGUCAGCUUGAAAGUACAGCUAGAGAAGAUGAAGCACAUUUUAUUUAAGUAUAGAAUACACAUUAACACUGACAGUGUGUUAAACUAAUAUAACUGUACAUGAUUUUUAAAAAAGUAGCUUUUAUUACAGUUCAUAGUUUUAUUUCUCUGACUAUACCUCCAAAGUGCUAAGAAUCUAAACAUGUAAAAGGCUGGAUGUUCAUUUACAAAAUGUGGCUCCUGUGAAGCUGCUAGGUUAAUCUUUUGUAAAACGAAGAGCUGCUUUUUACAAUAGUUUGGAUUCUUUUUUCCAUUACUUUAACAGAACUUGGUGUUAACAAAAGGAUGAGGUUGUUCUGCAUCAAAUGCAGUCUCUGCAUCAGUCUCUAAAGUGGCCUUUCAGAGCAUAUUUAUCAUCAGUGUGACUGUAUUUUGCCCUGUUUUGUGUUGUGUAGUCUCCAAAUAAUAGAAAUAUAUAGGUUGUGUAUUGUGGGUUAUGUACUGAAAUGUCACUUUGUAGAUCACACUCCAAAUAAAACUAUCUCAAGUUUUCCUACAAGGAA
This is a messenger RNA of Amphiprion ocellaris (clown anemonefish), 2252 nucleotides long. It is a transcript of the gene acad8, whose product is annotated as acyl-CoA dehydrogenase family, member 8. Gene Ontology annotation, molecular function: acyl-CoA dehydrogenase activity; flavin adenine dinucleotide binding. The transcript has 11 exons. Bases 18 to 1277 code for a protein of 419 amino acids. The record is from RefSeq and is a predicted model, not a curated record. NCBI's taxonomy places the organism in Eukaryota, Metazoa, Chordata, Actinopteri, Pomacentridae. Gene Ontology annotation, biological process: lipid metabolic process.